Molecule: messenger RNA, 4143 nt
Organism: Solea senegalensis (Senegalese sole)
Lineage: Eukaryota; Metazoa; Chordata; Actinopteri; Pleuronectiformes; Soleidae
Gene: atp1a3a
Product: ATPase Na+/K+ transporting subunit alpha 3a
Exons: 23
Coding region: 363-3434 (1023 amino acids)
Biological process (GO): potassium ion import across plasma membrane; intracellular potassium ion homeostasis; proton transmembrane transport
Cellular component (GO): membrane
Molecular function (GO): P-type sodium:potassium-exchanging transporter activity; ATP hydrolysis activity; ATP binding
Source: RefSeq, a predicted model, not a curated record
ACUUUCCAGCGGCAUCAUUUGGGAGACGGUCGGUGGAGAAGCAGCGGAGGCUGCGCGUCAUUUCAACCUUUAAUGCCGGUUAAAAUAAGACAUUGUUUCAUUUCCAGCUGAACACAGUCCCCGCCAAGGUGCUCCAUGAAACGCUGCCUUGUCAAGUCCCCCUUCUAUGCCCGCUCCUCUUAAGGAAACACAAUACUGUAGGAUUUUAUGUUGUUUUAGUCGCAGAGAUAGCUGUCAUCUGAAGGGAUCCAUUUUAGUUUUUUCCUUCUCUUUAUCAGACAGUUUUUGGCCGCCUUUUAAACAAACUCUUCCGGUUAUAGAGAUUCAUUUUUGCUUGAGGAGACCCGACUGACAACGCCAAAAUGGGGUAUGGACGGUCGGACAGCUACCGCGUGGCCACCACGCAGGACAAGGAUGAGAAGGAGUCGCCCAAGAAGGGGAAGGGAGGCAAGGAUCUGGAUGACCUGAAGAAGGAAGUGCCCAUAAUGGAACACAAAAUGUCAGUGGAGGAGGUUUGCCGGAAAUACAACACUGAUAUUGUUCAGGGUUUGACCAAUGCCAGGGCAGCAGAGUACCUGGCCAGGGAUGGCCCCAACGCCUUGACUCCACCCCCCACCACCCCAGAGUGGGUCAAGUUCUGUCGCCAGCUGUUCGGUGGCUUCUCCAUCCUGCUGUGGAUCGGCGCCAUCCUCUGCUUUCUGGCCUACGCCAUCCAGGCAGCCACAGAGGAUGAGCCCGCUGGGGAUAACUUGUAUUUAGGUAUCGUGCUGUCAGCUGUCGUCAUCAUCACCGGCUGCUUCUCCUACUUCCAGGAAGCAAAGAGCUCCAAGAUCAUGGAGUCCUUUAAGAACAUGGUCCCUCAGCAAGCCUUGGUGAUCCGUGAGGGAGAGAAGAUGCAGAUCAAUGCCGAGCAGGUGGUGGCAGGAGACCUGGUGGAAGUGAAGGGAGGAGACAGGAUCCCCGCUGACCUCCGCAUCAUCUCCUCCCACGGCUGCAAGGUGGACAACUCGUCCCUCACUGGUGAAUCAGAGCCUCAGACCAGGUCACCUGACUGUACCCAUGACAACCCCCUGGAAACCCGUAACAUUGCCUUUUUCUCCACCAACUGUGUCGAGGGAACUGCUCGUGGUAUUGUUGUGUGCACCGGUGAUCGUACAGUGAUGGGCCGCAUCGCCACCCUCACCUCAGGACUGGAGACCGGCAAGACGCCCAUCGCCAAGGAGAUCGAGCACUUCAUCCACAUCAUCACAGGCGUGGCCGUCUUCCUGGGCGUGACCUUCUUCGUCCUGUCAAUCAUCCUGGGUUACAGCUGGCUGGAGGCUGUCAUCUUCCUCAUUGGAAUCAUCGUGGCUAAUGUACCUGAGGGACUGCUGGCCACAGUCACUGUGUGUCUGACGCUGACUGCUAAACGAAUGGCCCGCAAAAACUGCCUGGUGAAGAACUUGGAGGCCGUUGAAACUCUGGGCUCCACCUCCACCAUCUGCUCCGAUAAGACGGGGACGCUGACCCAGAACAGGAUGACCGUGGCCCACAUGUGGUUCGACAACCAGAUCCACGAGGCCGACACCACUGAGGAUCAAUCUGGCUCUUCAUUCGACAAGAGCUCCACAACAUGGGUGUCUCUGGCUCGCAUCGCUGCCCUGUGCAACCGCGCCGUCUUCAAGGCCGGCCAGGAGGCACUGCCCAUCCUGAAGCGUGAGGUGGCCGGAGACGCCUCAGAGUCCGCCCUGCUCAAGUGCAUCGAGCUGUCAUGUGGCGCCGUCAAGAUCAUGAGGGACAAGAACAAGAAGGUGGCCGAGAUCCCCUUCAACUCCACCAACAAGUAUCAGCUCUCGAUUCACGAAACAGAGGACAAAACCACAAGCCCUUACCUGCUGGUGAUGAAGGGAGCUCCAGAGAGGAUCCUUGACCGCUGCUCCACCAUCAUGAUGCAGGGCAAGGAGCAGCCCAUGGACGAUGAGCUGAAGGAGGCUUUCCAAAACGCCUAUUUGGAACUGGGAGGACUGGGAGAGAGAGUACUGGGUUUCUGUCACGUGUUCAUGCCAGAGGACAAGUACCCCAAAGGCUUCGCCUUCGACACAGAUGACGUCAACUUCCAGACAGACAACCUUUGCUUCGUCGGCCUCAUGUCCAUGAUUGACCCGCCCCGCGCCGCCGUGCCUGACGCCGUGGGCAAAUGCCGCUCUGCUGGCAUCAAGGUCAUUAUGGUGACUGGUGAUCACCCAAUCACAGCCAAGGCCAUUGCUAAGGGUGUGGGCAUCAUCUCCGAGGGCAACGAGACAGUGGAAGACAUUGCUGCACGCCUCAACAUCCCCGUCAGCCAGGUCAACCCCAGGGAUGCCAAGGCUUGUGUGAUCCACGGCACAGAUCUGAAAGAACUUUCCCAGGACCAGAUGGACGAUAUUUUGAAGAAUCACACAGAGAUUGUCUUUGCCAGAACCUCGCCUCAGCAGAAACUCAUCAUUGUGGAAGGCUGCCAGAGACAGGGUGCCAUCGUGGCUGUGACAGGUGAUGGUGUGAACGACUCCCCCGCCCUGAAGAAGGCUGACAUCGGCGUUGCCAUGGGAAUAUCCGGCUCAGACGUGUCCAAACAAGCCGCCGACAUGAUCCUGUUGGACGACAACUUUGCCUCCAUCGUCACAGGAGUAGAAGAAGGUCGUCUCAUCUUUGACAACCUGAAGAAGUCCAUCGCCUACACGCUGACCAGCAACAUCCCUGAGAUCACCCCCUUCCUGUUCUUCAUCUUGGUCAACAUCCCGCUGCCCCUGGGCACCAUCACCAUCCUCUGCAUUGACCUGGGAACUGACAUGGUACCAGCCAUCUCUCUGGCCUACGAAGCAGCAGAGAGCGACAUCAUGAAGCGUCAGCCCAGGAACCCACUGAGAGACAAACUGGUCAAUGAGAGACUCAUCAGCAUCGCCUACGGACAGAUUGGAAUGAUCCAGGCACUGGGUGGUUUCUUCGCCUACUUCGUCAUCAUGGCCGAAAAUGGAUUUCUGCCGUCGACACUCGUCGGCAUCCGGCUCAACUGGGACGAUCGUUCCAACAACGACCUGGAGGACAGUUACGGGCAGCAGUGGACCUACGAGCAGCGCAAGAUCGUGGAGUUCACUUGCCACACGGCUUUCUUCGUCAGUAUCGUGGUGGUGCAGUGGGCAGAUGUCAUCAUCUGCAAGACCAGACGUAACUCUGUGUUCCAGCAGGGCAUGAAGAAUAAGAUUUUGAUCUUUGGCCUGUUUGAGGAAACAGCUCUGGCUGCUUUCCUGUCCUACUGCCCUGGCAUGGACGUGGCACUACGGAUGUACCCACUCAAGCCCAGCUGGUGGUUCUGUGCGUUCCCGUACAGUUUCCUCAUCUUUGUUUACGAUGAGAUCCGAAAACUCAUCCUUCGCCGAAACCCUGGAGGAUGGGUGGAAAAAGAGACUUACUAUUAAAUUAUCAAAGCAUCAUUUACUUCUCACUCCGUCAUCCCUGUCCCCUGAACUCAUCCCUCCUUCUCUAACCCCUAUCUCUCUGUCCUUCCUUCCUUCCUUCCUUCCUACCCACCCUCCAUCCAUCCUCACACUGUACAUGAAACUAUGUUUACUCCUCCAUCUUCCAUCAUGUCCUAAAGAAAUAUACAAAAAAAAAGCAAACACCAAGAUGAUGAGAGGACCAACGACAGAGGAAGAGAGGAUGGGGGAGGAGCGGCGUUGUGAAUCUUCCCUCUCUUCUUUCUCUCUCUCUCUCUCUCCCUCUGUCCCGUUUUUAUUAUUAUUUUCUAUCCAAAAUCACCACAGCGUUAUUCUGCCACUUAGACUGUUUGCUUAUUAUUAUGUACUACAACGAUUAAAGAUUACAACGUCAAAAAAGUUCCGACUGUUCCACUGCGAUCUCGCCAAAGCAGGACGACAACACGGCAGCUUGUCUCCACUCUCUAUUGCCACGUUUUGGCAGGCGAGUGGCGUCUCCUCUCCCUCCUUUUAUUUUUCCUGUCCUUUUCCCUGCCAGAGAAACGUCCAGCUCUUUAAUCACUGCCAUCUCCUCCUCUUUUACUUCUCUCUCCCUCUAUUUCUACUUAACUCACUGCCAGUCUUCUUCUACUGCCAUCCUCCCUCCUCCCUCUUCCUCGUCUGUCAAUAAAGAAUCUAUCUCUCCAUAAAA